AGGAACCCUAGCUAUCAUUUCACUCAAGAAAUCAAAAUUUGAAAAGCGGAAUCAAUCAGGAACGCAGCGGAAUUAAGCGACUAUGGUUGGGCUACCCUAUGACUGUCUUGCUAACCCUCUCGGAGCAGUCCGAUCCACCUUCGAUAAGGCGAUGUCUUCCGAUUCCAGUGCGGCGGCGCUCGACGGCAAGGACUGGGGAGCUGCCGAAGUCUUCCGUCAAUUUCUCUUCGAUGAUGGCGGCCUGUCUCAGGUGCCGUGGCUUAGUUCAUCAACAAUGAAAUGGGUGCAACCCAAUACUCUUGUUCGGUUUCGGGGCAUGAUACAAGAUAUGUUGGGCAAUGAAUUUUAUGUUGGUGCUUAUAAGGACGGUGAUAAGUGGAUAACCAAUAAGUUUGCUGAUGGUUCCCAUGGUCCUUCUGAUGCAUCAUCAGAUGUGCGGAUUUGGGAGCGCCGACUUCUUUACUGUACCCCUGUUCCUGGGCAGAACUCAUGGGUAGAGUGUGCUCCUGAUGCUAUGAGAAAUCCAUAUAUUAGUGCUAUGUCUCCACUUAGGGAGAAGCGGCAGAGGGAGGAUGAAGCAACCGAGAGUGAUGCUGAUAUGGUGGAACCAGGCCAUGCCAUUGAGGAUUCUCCCAAUCCGAAAAAGAUGCGUGAGGAUGGAGUUGCUUUUGAGCCAUUUAAUUUGCAGAAGGUGGUGACUGAAGGAAGUACAUCUAACUCAAGUACACCUCCCGUUGAAAGAAAUUCUGUUUCGUGUCUUGUAAAGAUUUAUGACUCUCCUGAGUCAGACUUGAAGCUUAAUGAAGUUUUUGAGUUUGUUGGCAUCUUCACUUUUGACCCGGACCUUACCGUACCCAUAGAUGAUAAAGAAGUCAUGGAUGACUUUUGUGAAGAUGAAUUACUUUGUCUGCCUCCCUCCAAGGUUCCUCGACUUCAUUGUGUUGUGCACCGGAAGCUUGGACCAAGUGAUCUUGUUUCCAGUCCUCAUUUGGAGUUAACAACCCCAGUAAUAAAAGAAAUAAGGGAAGCUCUUAUUGGACAUCUCACAGCUGUUCUUGGAGGUGAUCGGUUGCCAGCUGAAUACAUUUUGUUGCACCUGCUAUCCAGAGUGCAUGCAAGAGUAGAUGAAGUUGCUGUUGGAAAGCUAUCUCUAAAUCUUACUUGCUUUAACAAAGAAAACAUGUCUGUGUUUGGAAAUAAUCUUAAACUGGUAAUAGGAAGCCUCAUGCCUUUCACAGAAUGCUUGCCUCUCACUGUUGAUUAUCUCAAUUCAGUUACCCUCGCCCCAAAGAAGGACUACAACACAAAUAGGCUGGUGUCUGGGCUUUUACAGUUAGCCGAAGGCUCACAUUUAACCAUUGACGAGACCCCAUUACAAUCUGGAACCCUCAACUCUGGAGGCCUUGAAAAUGCACAAGUACUAAGAAGCAUGAUGGAGUCACAAAAGGUUCAUUAUGAUUUCACAUAUUAUAAAAUGGAGAUGCCUGCAGAUGUUCAAUUCCUGAUCCUUUCCGAAGGCAAAUCAAAUAUCCUGCCUGCUGAUCUCGUCCUCCCUUUUCACCCAUCUUCAGUUGACCCUGCAUCAGGGGUGGAUGGAGAAAUGCUGAAAGCUUGGAGAUGGUAUUUGGCUACCAUGAAAUCACUACCUCAUUCAAUUGAUCCACCUCUGCAGAAGGCUGUCGAAGAUGAUCUAGUUGCUGCUCGACAAGCGGAUAGGAGCUUAAGCAGAGAAGACUUUAGUAGAUGGCUUACGAUGGGGCGCCUGAUGUCGGUCAGUUUUGGGGCGACUUCUUUGUCGAUGGAACACUGGCAAAUGGUGAAAGAACUUGAGAGGCUCCGGAAGAAUAGGUUUCAAGGGAAUCUCUGAAGCAGAUGAUAAAUAAACAGUGACUGUUGUAGAUCCCCUUAAUGUCUUCCUAGUUUGUUUUGUUGUCAGAAUGAAGUGAUGGUCUCACACAUCAUUAGUAAUGUCAUUUACAAACUCUUUACCCAA
Molecule: messenger RNA, 1993 nt
Organism: Salvia splendens (bonfire salvia)
Lineage: Eukaryota; Viridiplantae; Streptophyta; Magnoliopsida; Lamiales; Lamiaceae
Product: mini-chromosome maintenance complex-binding protein
Exons: 14
Coding region: 83-1867 (594 amino acids)
Biological process (GO): DNA-templated DNA replication
Molecular function (GO): chromatin binding
Source: RefSeq, a predicted model, not a curated record